GGCUCGUUGACGUUAGCGUCGCACUGUAGGUUCAUACAUCGAUCCUGCUAAAAAAAAAAGUAAGCGACAUGAAAACUGUCCUAAGUUAGAAAACAACUGAAAACACGGGUUUUUUUUCGUUGCAAAGCGUGGGGAUCGGCUCACGACAAUUACAAGUUGAAGAUGGAGCCUCUGGAUCCUCCCAAGAAUGUUGACGUCAGUGGAUUUUCCAAAAGACGCAUUUCCUCAAUUUUAAAAGCACCACGGAAAUCAACCAGAUUCCCUGACCAAGAGCAACAGGAAAAUGUGGUGGCAUGUGCCAAGCCAUUGGAAAAGAGGAGUUCAAGGAGAGUCAGCUUUGCCCCUGCCAAUGAUGUUCUCCUGUUUUCCAAGGAUGCCAAAAAUGCCUCCCCUGGCCACACUCCUUCACAAGAGUUAGUAACAGCAGCAACAGACACCACACAAAACAGGAUUCAGGUGGCUGUCGCUGAAGAUGGGAGCCAACAAAUCCUGGGUAUGGAAAAUCUUUUGAAGGCCCCACUGCAUACUUCUCAACAAAGGGAUAAGGUCAACUUUGACACUGUGGAUGACUUUGGGGAGAAAACAAUUAUGUUUUCUACAGAUGAUGCAUUCAUGGACAUGACCCACAGUCACACUAUAAACAUUGCUAAUGAUGCAGAAAUUCUUGGAGAUAUUUCCCUUCAAAACUAUGACAUCUUACCUACUGUCAAAGAGAAAGAUGGCAUGUUCAUUGUGGGUGAUGGAUUGACAGAUAUGACUCUAAGUCAUACUGUUAACAUGACCGAUGGGUUCCUAUCUACACGCAGAAAUAUGGAUGUAAGUGGAGAGAAGAGAAACUCUCUUGCAUCAAUGCCUUGUCUGGAUCCUAGAUUUGAAAACUUCCUUUCAAGUCUGUCUAAACCAAGUGGUCCCAGUACUAUUGCCAUGAUCACCAGAAUGACACCUUCGGUUGAAACAUCCUCAGAGGAAACCAGCGGCUCCCUGGCCCAGAUUAAAACACAAAGGACUGAUGUGGAUAAAGAAAAUCAGGCUCCCACUUGUGUUUACGCUGUGCUUGAAAAGUCGCUAGAUAACAGCAGGAAAAUCAGAGAGUCCUCUUAUGGAAGUGCACUGUGUCCAAAAGAUGACAUUAGCAUGGAUAUAACUGAAGCUCAAACAGGCUGCAUUCAACCAAGUGGCCCCAGUAGUAAUUGUGUGAGUGCCAGAAUGACAUCUACUGCUGCACCGUCUUCAGCAGAAACUACCAACACAAACAGCUCCCCGUUCCAGCUUAACACACCAAGGGCUGAUGUUGAAUAUCAGUUGCUAAGCACCAUCUUUCCUGAAGAUGACGCGAACAUGGAUAUGACAGAAGUUCAAACAGGAUGCAUUACAGGCACCACUGGUUGCGAUGACCCUUUUCAGUUUCUUUUUCCCACACAAGACAUGUACCCCCACUGUGGUCACCUGAAGAUGGCAGAUAUUACUCCAGUACUGCUGAGCAGUGAGGCACUGGGAUCACCUACCCAUAAAGGUAUGAAAACUUCAUUGAAGCCAUCUUUCAAGGCAAAAGCGCAAAGACAUCAGCAGAAACUUGACACUGAGGACAACUACAGAGAGAAAACAGUGGGGUUUACUGCUGAUGAAGCUUGUAUGGAUGUGACACAAAGUCACACUGUACACAUUGCCACUGAUUUCAACUUGCAGGCGCACCAAAAUUUUGACUUUUUACCCACAUGUGGUGAGAAAACUUUGAGGUUCGCUACCAAUGACGCAACUAUGGACAUGACCCAGUGCCUCACUGUAGAUAUUGCCAGUAAUUUAGUAUCAAAUUCAGGUCUUCCUCUGAAGAAACAAGAAGGUGAGACAUUUGGUCCACCUAAAAGCAGGUCUUCAUCAGCGCACGGUUUGAAUUCAGCAUCUAAUAGCGUCCUGCCACCGUACUCAAAACUCAGUGACCCCAGCUUCAGUGUAAAGGUGACAAGAAUGAUGCCAACUGCAGCGACAUUGUCUGGAAGCACAAUCUUUCCUGCGGAUGACCUAAACAUGGAUAUGACUGAAGCUCAUGUAGGAUGCAUUUUGGAAGGUGAUGCAUUCAUGGAUAUGACAGAAACUCAGACAGGCCAAAUUAUAGGAAUUCUAGGCACAGAUGAUCCUCUUGAGUGUCUUUUUCCCACCAAAGACACAUCCCCCCAAAGUGGUAAUCUGAAGAAGGCAAAGACGACUUCAACUCAGCAGAACAGUGAGGCACUUGGACCAUCUAACAGUACAGGUAUAGUAGCCUCAUUGAAGACUUCUUUAAAGACUGAGAUGCAAAUACAUCAGGUCGAGAGUGAUGUGGAAUUUGACUGCAAAGAGAACACAGUGAGGUUUACUGCAAAUGAAGCCUGUAUGGACGUGACACAAAGUCACACUGUAAAUAUUGCCACUGACUUCAGUAUGAUCUCACAGCAAAAAAUGGACUUACCUGCAAAUGGAGAGAAAAUAAUGAGGUUCACUGCUACUGAUGCAAAUAUGGAUGUGACAAAAAGUCACACUGUAAACAUUGCCACUGAUUUUCAUCCAAAGUCAAGUCACAAUGUGGACUUUCUGCCUACAAGUGCAGAGAAAACCGUGAGGUUCACUGCAAAUGAAGCAGCAGUGGACGUGACACGAAGUCACACUGUAAAUAUCGCCACUGAUCUCAACCUACAACCUUACCAAAAUGUCGACUUACCUGAAAAUGGAGAGGAAACAGUGAGGUUUACUGCAAAUGAAGUGUCUAUGGAUGUGACAAAAAGUCACACUGUAAAUAUCGCCACUGAUCUCAAUAGGUUGUCACGCCAAAGUGGAGCCAUAUUACCUACUAAUGGAGAGAAGACAGUGAAGUUUCCUACUAAUGAAGCCUGUAUGGAUGUAACACAAAGUCACACUGUGAACAUUGCCACUGAUUUUAAACCAAAACAUGAAAAUGUGGACUUCCUCCCGACAAAUGGAGAGAAAACAGUGAGAUUCACCACAAACGAUGCCAUCAUGGAUUUGACCCAGUGCCUCACUGUUAAUGUCACCAGUAAUGUGGCAUCAGAGUCCAUUUUGUCGCAACAUGUUCUGCCUCCCCCCCAAAACGUGGAUUUUCCUUCUGCUGUAAAUGAGAGAAAAAGUGAGACCUCUGGCCCGCAAAGAAACAGAUCAUCAGUACAAGCUUCAGAUCCAAAAUUUACAAAAUCCCAGUUAAAGACGAGUGGGCCCUCAGCUUGUUCUGAAGAAGAGGACACUAAUGCACAAUUUCCUCAAGAAACUAUUGAUGCAAAUGGCUUUCUGGUCCACCUUAAAACACAGGAGCCUGACGUGAAUGAUAAAAAUGAAGCACCAGUUUUGGUUUCAGCUUUCACAGAGAAACCAGUAAAUAAAAAUAUGACGGGCUGUCCAGAUGUCAAAGCAAGUAUAGAUAUGACUGAAGCUCCAACAGGCUACAUUUUGCAACAAACAUGCACAGAUGAGCCCCCUCAGUUUCCUUCUUCAAGACAAAACCACAGUUCUGAACUCCUGAAAAAAAUUGAGGUGACUUUACCACCAAGCAAAGAGGGAUCAUCCAACCCUGAUGAUGUGGAAAUCACAAAACUAACACAUUCUCCAUACUUAAAUGAAACGGAGACCAAUAAAGAACCUGAACCAAGAAGUGCAACUUGUCUUGUAGCAAAGAAGAUGGAAAGUCCACCCAGUGCUGCUGACCAAGAUGAUGAUGCAUUGUGUUAUCAAACGUCGAGACGAAAGAGUUUAGCCGAUCUGCAGUCAAGAGUAAGGCGUUUAAGCCGCCUGAUAAAUGCAGGCCCUGAUGCUGUUGCCAUUGAUAGCUGUAUAGCACCUUUCCCACAGCUGGACACCAACCUGGACAAAAACUCAAGAGAUAAAACUAUCCCCCUACCAGAAUUGAAGACGGAGCCAGCACUCAAAAUGGGUUUGGUAAACACUGAAGAUAAAGUUCAGAGUUUUACACAAGAAGAGCAACCUUCUGUAAGUGCUACUACAACUCCUUUCAGUUUGAAGACUAAACUUAUGUCAAGACUCUCAGUGGGAGGGUUCAAGCCGAAACUCCCGCAAAGAAGCAAACCUGAUGAGGCAAAGAAGGGAAGUUCUGCUGGGGAACAUAUAGUGACAAUUUAUAGCAAUGUUGCCCAUAAGCUGAGCAACUUUGACAAUGAUGUGAGUGACAUCUUCGAUGAAGAGCUGGGUAGUUAUGAAGAUGUGUCAGAAACGCUGAAUACCAGGAGUCCUGAGAAUAUCUCUGAAAUAGCAAGUCCUUCUCGUGAGUUCAACGCGAUUGAGCCUUUAGAGGAAGAUGUGUUUGAGGAAGACAUUAUUAGUACCAGCCAUGGACAAAAGAGACCUUUGCCUGAAGGUGAAAAUAAUAUGGAGGAUGAGAAGAGAAUGAAGGCUUCUCCAGAGACUACUGAAAUGGCAUUGCAGUCUGGUGGUGUAGAGUGUGAGACCAUGAAUUACUGCAACAAUAGUCACACAGCCAGCAUCAGAUGUGAGGCUGCAUCUGAGUCGACUAUUAAGCACAGCCUGUUUGAAUCCCAGCUUGAAGACUAUACCAGUGAUGCACAGAAGAAACUUGAAGAUGGCAGCAUUACAGUGUUAGAUUUCUUCAAACUCUUCAAUAUAGACUUUGUCAUCCAUAAUCCUCGACAAAGUGUGCUUCCGGACAGACUUUUGUCAGACACAGAUGCAACAUCGAUGGAUUUAUUGAAGGACAGGCAUAUCAGUCGUCCAAAACAGGUGGUCUAUGAGGCAGACGUCCUGACUCUCACAGAAGAGGUGGAAAGAUUGAAGGUCCGUAUGUGGGAUCUCGACAAGCCUCUUAAGACUGUUAAUAGACCUUUGUGGGAAGAGAUGAAACAUUCUUCAGAAAAUCAGCUCAAGUCAUUUGGUGCUAAACUAAAGGAGAGAAAUAACUUCUUCAGGAAAACGAGCAAAGUUCAGUCACAUGAAAUGAAGGAGGUCCUGUACUCAAAUCUAGUGCAGGCUAAUUUGGAGGAGCAGCAGAAAUUGAGAGAAGCAAUUGAGCAAGCAGACAAGAUGAUACAAAGCUUGGAUGACUGCAUUCGUGAAUUGGAAACGGAACUUGCUGCAGUUGAGGAAAACGGCUUUGAAGAUAAACCAAGCCUGAAUUCACUACAGAAAGAGAUGAAGAAAGUCACUGAGACUUUGGCUGAUAAUGACAGACAAAUAUCUGAACUGGAGAUGGAGAAGAAGCAGAAUUCAAGUAAACUUGGCAGACUGAAAGCUGAGACGAGGAACCUGGAGAGUCACAUUGAUGUACUAAAUAUGGUAAAUGAAUGGAGGUUCAAAGGGAGGAGGGACAACAGCACCAUCUACACUUUUCUCAAUGAGACCGUGUAUCUACAUUUGGCAUACGAAAAGCCCAAUGGAACUGAUGCUGAGUACGGGUCUGAGCGGAAAAUCACCCACAUCGCUUUCAAAUUUGAACUUGAUGAUGAGAAAUCGCAGUUCCAUGCCCGCAUUGUUCACAAACUGCUCUCCCAGUACACUGAGGGAGAAUCUGCCUGGGUGGAGAAAUACCCAACAAGCAGUCGUGUUCCAAAGCUGCUCCAUGACAUUAGCUUGGUGGUGAGUCACUGUCGUCUGCUGGGUGAGGAAUUGCGUCUGCUGAAAAUGUGGGGAGGCCUUCAGCUCGAUGUACUAGACAUCAGCUGCGUGGACACUCGAGUGCACAUUGUCUUCAGCAGUCUCAAGAAGUUGUCCAAGUUUGAGGUGGUCUUUGCCGUCAGUUUGACCAACUACCUCUAUGUCCUCCAAGUAGAGAGCUUCAAAAAUAUGACUGGAAGUGUAACGAUCCAGCAGAUUGAAGAUAUUGUGGCAUGGUUCAUUCCAGCUCGGAACCUCUUGACGAAGAUUGUCAAAAAGAUUCACACCACUCUGCUCUGUUGAGACCAGAAAUAACGUCUAUCGCAUUUUGAUUCAAGGUGUUUGUAAUUAUACUCUGUUGUACACGAUUCAUGUUAAAAAUUUGUUUGUUUUUGGGGUUUUUUGCUUUUUUUUUAAAAAAACAAAAAAGGAAAAUAAAGUACAGUGUGCCAUU
This is a messenger RNA of Acanthochromis polyacanthus (spiny chromis), 6061 nucleotides long. It is a transcript of the gene knl1, whose product is annotated as kinetochore scaffold 1. The coding region runs from base 163 to 5910 and encodes 1915 amino acids. The transcript has 30 exons. The record is from RefSeq and is a predicted model, not a curated record. Gene Ontology annotation, biological process: attachment of spindle microtubules to kinetochore; cell division; protein localization to kinetochore. NCBI's taxonomy places the organism in Eukaryota, Metazoa, Chordata, Actinopteri, Pomacentridae. Gene Ontology annotation, cellular component: nucleus.